UAUUAUAUAUUUUUGCAUGUUAUUCUAGUGGAAAUCAAGAACACGAACAUAUAUAAACAGUGUUCAAGCACAAUGGCAGUAAUAAUCGAACACCUACUCCUAUUGUUUGCAUGUUGUUACAAAGUUGUACAUGGAACAUCACAAGGUGCUUUGGAUAGUUCCUGCAAAACUAUGGUUCCAUUACACCAGGCUAGCCCCCAGACUGGAACUUUCCCAUUCCAAAUAACUUUGGACAAAACUAGUUACAAUGGGAGUGAUGUAAUUGCAGUAACCUUAUCGAAAAACUCAACAAACCAGUUCAAAGGAUAUUUAAUUCAAGCCAGAAAUCAGGAUGGAACAAAAAUUCCAGGCUUUGCACUGAUACCGAAUUCUAAAUUCCUACAGUGUGAUAAUCCGACUGAUGCUGUUACACAUACAGAAGCUUCGGGAAAAGACAGUGUAACUUUUAACUUCACUGCUCCGGCAAACUCUAGAGGGAAUAUAACAAUUUUCGCAACAGCUGUGGAGUCUAAAAACACUUUCUGGGUGAAGAUUCCUUCGGAAACAAUUAUUGACAUGGCGAGUACCGGUGCUUCUCCUACAAUCUUGCCCCAUGUAGUUGCAGUUACUUUUGUUGUCGUCUAUCUUUCCAAUAUUAACAAAUUUCACUUAAUGUUUUGAAUACUGUUAGCGCAGUUGUAACUUAAGAAUUCAUAAUAUUAUAAUUAUAUUAGUUUACUGAGAAAAAAGACAACAUAUUUUCCUUUAUUGUACUACUUUUAAACAUAUUAUCAUUUAAUUCGAAUGCUUAAAUAUGAUAAUGUUCAUUGACUAAUUUGAACUUUUGUUAAAAUAAACUCAUAAUAGAUAUAUACCAGGAUUAAAAGUUUGUAUAUAGUCAAAUCUCGCGAUUCGGCAAAACAAGACUAAUCAGUGAUGCUGGAAUAAUUGAAAAAUUAAAAGUUCAAAUUAAAUACGAAGUUGAAAAGCAUUGA
This is a messenger RNA of Mytilus trossulus (common blue mussel), 974 nucleotides long. RefSeq names its product putative ferric-chelate reductase 1. Gene Ontology annotation, cellular component: membrane. The transcript has 5 exons. The record is from RefSeq and is a predicted model, not a curated record. Lineage: Eukaryota; Metazoa; Mollusca; Bivalvia; Mytilida; Mytilidae. The coding region runs from base 73 to 660 and encodes 195 amino acids.